Ornithorhynchus anatinus (platypus) is the source of this 4427-nucleotide messenger RNA. It is a transcript of the gene FZD6, whose product is annotated as frizzled class receptor 6. The transcript has 7 exons. The record is from RefSeq and is a predicted model, not a curated record. Lineage: Eukaryota; Metazoa; Chordata; Mammalia; Monotremata; Ornithorhynchidae. Gene Ontology annotation, cellular component: plasma membrane. Gene Ontology annotation, molecular function: Wnt-protein binding; Wnt receptor activity. Bases 284 to 2413 code for a protein of 709 amino acids. Gene Ontology annotation, biological process: non-canonical Wnt signaling pathway; canonical Wnt signaling pathway.
GGAGGAGGCCCGGGAGCGCGCGGGAGGCCAGGACCGGCCGCGGCCUGGGCUGACGAGGUCGCACCUCCCGCACCUCUCGCACCCCGCACCCGGAGGCCACCACCCGGAGGGUCCAGUGAGCCAGUUCAGUUAUGUCAUUUUCACGGAGGCAGCAUUCAACAGAACAGUUAAAUCAUGAAAUGUGAUGGACCUCAUCAUCAGUUUAUGAGUGCUCUUAUCUGUUUUCGGGUGGAGAUGAAAAUACUGAUCCAAACCAUGUGCUGAAGUCAGAAAGUUGAAGAAAAUGGAAAUGCUUGCAUUUUUUGUAACUUGUGGUGCUUUAUCCCUAAUUCAUGGGCACAGCCUCUUCACCUGUGAACCAAUUAUCGUUCCCAGGUGUGUAAAAAUGGCCUACAACAUGACCUUUUUCCCCAAUUUGAUGGGACAUUAUGAUCAGGAUAUGGCUGCUGUUCGAAUGGCGCCUUUUCUUCUUCUUGCCAAUCUGCAUUGUUCACCUAAUGUCGACACAUUCCUCUGCAGUGCUUUUGUGCCAGCCUGCAAAGAGCAAAUACAAAUCGUUCCUCCUUGUCGCAAGUUUUGCGAGCAAGUGUACUCUGACUGUAAACACAUGAUGGACACUUUUGGAAUCACGUGGCCUGAGGAACUUGAAUGCAGCAGAUUGAGAUACUGUGACGAGACUGUCUCUGACACUUCCGUUCUCCCCACGAAGCCUCAUGAUCCACAGACGAGCCCAGAGGAAGUGUCGAGAGACUACGGAUUUUGGUGUCCCCGGCAUCUGAAGACCUCUGGUGGACAAGGCUACAAGUUUUUGGGGAUUGACCAGUGUGCCCCCCCGUGCCCCAAUAUGUAUUUCAAAAACGACGAGCUAGAAUUUGCCAAGAGUUUCAUUGGGAUAGUUUCGAUAUUUUGCCUCUGUGCAACCCUGUUCACGUUCCUUACCUUCCUAAUCGAUGUUAAACGAUUUAGAUAUCCCGAGAGGCCCAUCAUUUAUUACUCAGUCUGUUACAGCAUCGUCUCUCUGAUGUACUUUAUUGGAUUUUUGCUGGGCAAUAGGACAGCCUGUAAUAAGGCAGACGAGAAGCUAGAUCUCGGGGAAACUGUUGUUUUAGGCUCCCAGAAUAAGGCUUGUACCGUCCUUUUUAUGCUUCUGUAUUUUUUCACAAUGGCAGGCACGGUCUGGUGGGUGAUUCUUACCAUUACUUGGUUCCUAGCCGCAGGCAGAAAAUGGAGUUGCGAAGCCAUCGAACAGAAGGCUGUAUGGUUUCAUGCAGUUGCCUGGGGAAUGCCAGGAUUUCUGACGGUUAUGCUCUUGGCCAUGAACAAAGUGGAAGGAGACAAUAUCAGCGGUGUUUGCUUUGUUGGUCUCUAUGACCUGGAUGCAUCUCGAUACUUUGUAUUGUUACCGCUGUGCCUGUGUGUGUUCGUCGGGUUGUCUCUCCUUUUAGCCGGCAUUAUAUCUCUAAAUCACGUACGUCAAGUCAUACAACACGAUGGCAGGAACCAAGAAAAACUGAAGAAGUUUAUGAUUCGCAUCGGGGUUUUCAGUGGCUUGUACCUCGGGCCACUGGUGACGCUUCUUGGAUGUUACGUCUAUGAGCAGGUGUACAGAAUUACCUGGGAAACCACUUGGAUGGCAGACCACUGUCAUCGAUACCACAUACCGUGCCCUUACCAGGCAAAGACAUUAGCAAGACCAGAACUGACCUUAUUUAUGAUCAAGUAUCUGAUGACACUAAUUGUUGGCAUCUCUGCGGUCUUCUGGGUGGGAAGUAAAAAGACCUGCACAGAAUGGGCCAGUUUCUUCAACAGAAAUCGAAAGAGAGAUCCCAUCAGCGAGAGCCGACGAGUACUGCAGGAAUCAUGUGAAUUCUUCUUGAAGCACAAUUCUAAAGUGAAGCAUAAAAAGAAGCAUUACAAAUCCAGUUCGCAUAAACUGAAAGUUAUCUCCAAAUCGAUGGGGACCAGUACGGGGGCCACGGCAAAUCAUGGAACGUCUGCAAUAGCGAUCACCAACCAUGAUUUCUUAGGACAAGAGACCUUCACAGAGAUCAAAACCUCUCCUGAACCAUCUGUAAGAGAGUUGGGAGCUGAUGGGACCUCCCCGCAGAAACCAAGAGAGGAUGAUAAGGGUGAACGGGCCUCCACCAUAGCAUCUAGUUCUAAACUGUCUGUGGAGCACGGGGAAAAAAGGAGUAAGACAGAUGGUGGAAAUGACAAGGGCAGUGUUGCUGGGAGUGUACGGAGUGAAGGAAGGGCAGCUUCAAAAAAUGAUUUUACAGAAACUUAUCCACUACAGGGCAGCCUUUUGCAUACCUCCAGCCCUUCACAACCAAGCAGCCCCAAAGGCUCCAUCUCACUGCUUGUUCACUCUGCUUCAAACACUAAAAAAGACCAGGAUGCAGGGAAUGGCUAAAAUCCACAGAAAAACCACUUCAACCAUGUAGUUUCAUUUACUGUUAUUGAUCUGGGGAUUCAGGUUACACUGGAAAGGCAAAUGCCUCAUAAGCAAUAAUGUACAGGCUUCCUUCGCCAGUCAGUCAGUCGUGUUUAUUGAGCGCUUACUGUGUGCAGAGCACUGUACUAAGUGCUUGGGAAAGUACAAUUCAACAGUAACCAGACCCGUUCCCUGCCCACAGCGAGCUUACGUUCUAGAGGCCAACAACCAGGGUUCAGUCCUCACCUUUGGCAAAACCACAGCCUGGAAGACCAGAGGCUUAUGGGGUAAGGGGGUUUGAGUCUGUCCAGCUUCAGUCACACUGGCUAAAAUUCCAGCUGUGUGGGGAGGAGGAGAAAAAUAUUUUCAUCCUGUUAGUUACUCUGUUCAAACUGCAGGAAUAAUCAGGUCAACUUUUUAAAGUUUACUUUUAUCCCAGUUCUGUGCACCUCGCACUCAGGUCACCUUAGCAAAGUGCCACUGGUAGUUUACUGUUGAUUGUUACGGUGAGGUUUCUACGUAACAUCCAUGGACUGCUGAAACAAUAAUGGGAAAAGCUCAGUGCUGUCCCAGUGCUUGAUGUAGCAGGUAAGUGUAGCCAGCUUAAAACACCUGCUAGUAUUAUCCCCAGCCACAAAAACUGCUGUUACUCAAUAUUGUAUACCACAUUUUAGUACAGUGCUCUGCACAUAGUAAGCACUCGAUAAAUACUAUUGAAUGGAUUACCAGAAUGAUAAGCAGAAAAUUGAACAUGGAUUCUGAAAACUACAGUUGGCAAGGAAACCUAUAUGCAUCUCUGAUUUGCACUUAAAACCCAAAAGUGAAAUUGCCUGCUGGAGAGAAGAAAUUUCAGAAGCUCUCUGCCUUAAUUCAAUCAGACAAUACUGAUACCUGCUGGGUAACCUAAAGGACUGAAAUGCAAAAAUUAGUAAUAUUGUGAGGGGAAUCGGGAAUGGGGUGGGAGUGGGAAUUGUAGCUUUCGACUUAGGAAAGAUUUUCUUGAAAUCCUUUCAUUGUAGGCUGGGUUUUGAUUUUGAAAUGUUAAAUCAAAGCUUUCUUUUGCUUGCUAACUUAAAUGUAUUUUGUCCUUCUUGGGUAUUUACUUUUCAAAGUUACAGUCGUUUAUAAGGAUUUUAUAUUUUAGAAGUUAUGCAGAAUUAAGAUAUUUUAAACUUGAUUUUGUACCACGAUGUAUUCACUUCAUUAGUAUUAUUGGUAGCUUUUACACUGAAUCUAUGAGAAAAAAUAGAAUUUGAGUUAAGGUAGGUACUUAAAAAUUUAAAUCAUGUAAGGUUUUUAUAUUUCAUAUUAGUAUCUAGCGUUUUUUAGAAAUUGCACAAAUCGACUGCUGUGCAGGUCUUAAGAUGGUUUCUUAAGUGUUGGUAUUGUGCUGCUCAAAUGACAGUUUCCUUCUGAGAGGUCACUGUGAUGAAAACACUGCUUUCUUUUUUUAAAAAAUAAAUACUUAACGUAUUCCAAUGAAAUGUUACCUUUUACCAAAGAAAAGUAGAAAUCUUUUUUCAAAAAUUAUUUUGUGACUAGUCAAGAAGUUAACAGCAUUGUGUUUGCAUUUGAUAAAGUAGCUUGAAUUUCCAUCUAAACCCAAAGAAAAAGAUAAAGAAAAAAGCACUUUUCACUACAUUGGAGCAGGUUUUAUAUAAAUGACCUUUCAACUAAAAUCAGAUUGUAAGUCAUGUCCAAGAAUAAUAGAGAGCUGUUGUUUUAAAAGUACUCCAAUUUUUUUAUUUUUAUAUUUUUUCUACCUAUUUCUGAUAAAUGAUUUUAUCCACUCUUUUUCCACACUAGUGUUUUGAGCAGGGCUCACUUCUUGUCUUUUCUUGAGAGCACAUGAUAUUAUUUAAGGAAAGAAUCUAAAACAUGGGAAAUGUAAAUAUUUCUUCAGUAUUUGUAAACUGAUAACUUUGUAUAUAUUUUCACAACUUGUAUUUCAUUUUUGUUAUCUUUUUAGGAAUAAAGUGUUCUUUCUCUAAUA